Messenger RNA from Fusarium redolens, 1656 nucleotides. RefSeq lists its product as uncharacterized. The coding region runs from base 1 to 1656 and encodes 551 amino acids. The record is from RefSeq and is a predicted model, not a curated record. The transcript has 2 exons. NCBI's taxonomy places the organism in Eukaryota, Fungi, Ascomycota, Sordariomycetes, Hypocreales, Nectriaceae. Gene Ontology annotation, molecular function: transcription cis-regulatory region binding; protein binding. Gene Ontology annotation, cellular component: Set1C/COMPASS complex.
AUGACUUCCGAGCUCGGGAGUUCCCCCAAGAGAGAACCAACUCCCACUCUCCCUUUGUCCUCGGUUCCGCAAAAACGCGCCCUUGAAGAAGGUCGUCACAGUCCUGUCGUCCCCUCACCAUUGAAUCCUGAAGUCAAGCCCUCCGACUCUUUGGCACCCGAAGAUGCUGCUCAAAAUGCUAGAUCCAAGUCUGCGCGAACAAAGAAGGAAACGCUCAAGAAACGCGAGGCCAAAGGAAGCGAUAGUGCUCGUGCGACACCUGAUCCAAAACCAAAAUCGAAGCCACAGAAGAAACAGAGCGAGUCGAGCCCAUUACGAUACAAGUUGGCGCUGCCUAAAUUGUCCGGCUUUGACCCUCCUCGAGGUCCUGUCAUGACGGCGCAUCACAAGGUUACGGUUCCAAGUGGCCAAACGGUAGAAUUCUUUGAGACAUCGGAUCAUGUUUCUAACAAGAAGAACUUCCGGUAUACUCACUGCAUCGCCGAUCCUCUCUUCCCGUCCAUGAUCUACUACCGAAGCACAGAACCAGAGCCAUAUGGCCCCCACAUGAGCUUCGAGGACUCAGCGGGGCAUGUUUAUUUUGAUAAGUCGGCUCGUCAAGUCACAACCGACAAAGGAUUUCGCAUGGCACGGGCAAACGUGGCUGUGAGGGAGGGCAGAUGGUACUGGGAGUGCAAAAUUACACAAGGGGUUCGGCCACCAAAAGAUGGAGAGACCAAACCGGAAGGAGGAAAGCAUGUGCGCGUGGGCUGGGCGAGACGAGAAGCAUCGCUUGAUGCGCCUGUGGGGUUUGAUGCUUACAGUUAUGGCCUCCGUGAUGUUGCGGGAGAAAAGGUGCAUAUGUCUCGACCUAAGCAAUUCUUUCCUGCCGGAGAAGGCAUUCGAGAGGGAGAUGUCAUCGGCCUCGAGAUUCAGCUUCCAUCAGAACAUCUGCACCGCAAGAUCAUGUCUGGACAGUACAAUCCAGUUGUUGAUCAAACCGAUGAGGGUCCUGCGCCCACCGCUGAAGGCCAUAACAUUGUCCGCGAUCGCGUUCCCAUACGCUUCAAAGCUCAUACUUAUUUCGAGAAGAUCGAGUACUUCCCCGCCAAAGAACUGGAAGAUCUUAUGAACCCGACGGGGGCGGGCGGUGGCUCUUCAGAAGAACCCGGUCCUAAUCACCCCCUUCCAAGUCUCCGCACGCUUCCCAAUUCUUGCAUCCGCAUAUACAAGAAUGGUGUUUUAAUGGGAACUCCGUUCAAGAACCUCCUCGGCUUCCUUCCACCAGCUUCGCGUCCUCAAGCCCAAGUUGGCGCUCGCGAAGGCCUCGACGACGGCAUGCUCGGAUAUUACCCUGCCGUAAGUGUCUUCCGUGGAGGCGCUGUGGAAGUCAAUUUCGGCCCCGAAUUUUGGUAUCCUCCUCCAGCCGAGACCACCGAAGAUGGUCCCGAUGAGGUCCGGUCAGGCAACGCUCUCUUGAACAAGGUGCACGCUUUGAGCGAGCGUUAUUGUGACCAAAUUGCAGAGGAUAUUGUCUAUGACAUUAUUGAUGAGGUGGACUUUUGGUCGCAAGAUGGAGGUGGGGCGACAGAUCGCCAAGGUGUGAGCGAUAAGAGUGAGGCCGUCGCCAUGGCCCCUGGGCGAGAAGAGAUCAAAGAAGUGGUUCAAGACGAUUAA